Messenger RNA from Frieseomelitta varia, 2354 nucleotides. RefSeq names its product MAPK regulated corepressor interacting protein 2-like. Bases 479 to 781 code for a protein of 100 amino acids. The record is from RefSeq and is a predicted model, not a curated record. Lineage: Eukaryota; Metazoa; Arthropoda; Insecta; Hymenoptera; Apidae. The transcript is spliced from 4 exons.
UUUAAUUAAUCUUCAUCGUGUAUGAUAACGUUUCCCACGAUUUGAAUCAUUUAACAUUUAUUUCUGGCAAAUUGUCAACUGUUCUGUCGCUGUGGGAUUUGCGAAAGGAAGUAGUGUCAAAUAGACAGAAGGAGAAAUAGGCGGGAAUCGAAAGACAGCAGGAACUGUCAUACGAGAACCGCCAUUUUCCGCCGUUUUCUCUUCUAAAGGCUUCCUAUUACUAAUUAUGGCGUAUUUUUACUGACAUGUCAAACAUUCCACCGAUUGCUUAUAAAUUUCAGUUUUCCUACGUUUCGUGUCUUGCUGUAUCAGAAUCUUUGAGGAAAAAUCAUGUUGAUAAGAUUAGAAACGAGUUUUAAAUAUAUGUAUACGUGGCUUACUUAUAGACUGACAUCAAUUAUUUUGAUCAAAUAUAUUCUUCCGUUUGUGAAAUUCUUUAGAAUAUGUGCAAAUCUUUUUAUUGUGUGGUAGAUCCCAAAUGACAGCAGUGAAUGGGAAAAGACCAUCUUCGAUUCCAUCCAGACAUCAGUCUGAAACAGUAGCUCAACAUUUUGACUUAAUUAAAUAUAUUUAUGACUCGUGGAAUACAGUAUCUAGAGAAUUAGAUAUGUGUCACAAUCAACCUCACAGUAAUUCUUCCAAUUAUAGAAAUGGAGCGUCUGUCACAUAUUAUCAAGAACGAGAACCAAAUCCUCAACUCAAAGAUUUUGAGCCAUUUAAUCUUGAAGCUUGGUGGGGACAGCGUGUUGUCCAAAGUAUUACCAGGAAUGCAAGUUCCUAGUGCCAGGCUCAACACAUUGAUUAUAAUCGAACAUUCUCAAAUAGACAUAAGAAACAGAAAGGAUAAAUUCAGUGCUGCCGGAGGAAACUUUUCCAUUUCUAGAAAUAAUUUAUCGUGUAUUCAAAAAUAAGCGAUGAAAGAAGAAUAGUAUAGGUAUAUACUAAGUAUUUAGCAAUCAAUUUUGAAUCUUUUGAUAACAAAGAUAGUAUAUUAGCAAAUAAUCAAAGAUAAAGAUGAAAGAAAGAGAAAGGGAAAGAGCAGGGUUAUGGAAACAUACAUAUUAGUAUGAAAAUGACAUUCCUCUAAUCUUUUAUCGUAUUUUAACAUAAUAUCGCCUUUUCCUGGACCUUUUUACUCAUCGUGUUUUUAAAAGUAUUUUACAUAAAAAAAAUUGUUCUAAGCUGUUUCUAACAAUGUCUUUCUAAGAUUCAACGCGAUGAAUAAUUAAGAAAUAUAGUGCAUGCUAAAACUAUUUAUUUUAUUUGUCACACUGGCAAACAUAAUUGUAAGAGAUAGUUUGUAUUAUAAAUCAAAUUUUCAUUGUUACUUAAUGAGAAACUUAGAGUAAUUUAUCUUUUAAUCCCUUUGUAAUUAAAAACUUGGAUAUGGAAUGCUGAAUCGAGAGCACAUAAAUUAUAUAUAAAUUCUAUAUAUUUCAAUCGAAGGAAGUAUGUGCGAAGAAAAACUUGAAUUACCUUUUAAGGUUUAUGCAUAUAUGUAUUUUUCCACGAAUUGCAUUUCACAUUUUUAAUAAAUUUUUCCAUUUACACACAUGUAAUGAAGUCGCACUUUAAUGUAAAGAAGAAAAACAAAAAACAAAAAUGCAAAAGGAUAAAAGUUUUGAGAUUCUCUAAAGAAAAAUCACAUGUGAGAACGUAGAAUGCACCGCUAUUUCUGACGAAACGACGAAGUGAAUAUUUAAUUCUUACUCAAAAUAAUGUGAUAAUUAUUACGAUUUUAAAUACAAUUAAAUCUAUGCAAUUAUGUACAUUUACUAUGAAAAUAUGUAUGUAUGUAAUGUAUCUAUGCGUGUAUAGAUAUUAUGUAAGAAUCAUCUCGUAACAUUUUUAACGAUAAGCAACAAUAACAAUUAAUGUUUUUCUAAACUCGUGGACAUCUUUACCAAUUACUUGUAGUGGUAUUUUUUUAUGUACAAUUGAAUAGGAAAAGUAUUAUUACAAUUAUGAUGAAUCUAGUUCGAUACUGUUAUACAUGUUAUACAAAAAUCGCUGUAACGUUAGGGAUACGUGCACUUGAAAGAAAAAAAUAGGAGUUGCUUCGCAUAAUGCUAUUGAGUCAAUGCCUUGAUAUAGUUUAACAUCUCGUUAUUUCCAAGCAAAUGCGAAUCCUUACCAAUCAUCGUUUCAACUUCAUUUAACGUGUUCAGUUUUAAGGUCUUAACGAUUCGUUCCAAAUUACCGAGACUUCUCUCUAUCGCACGUUUCUCGCUAUUAAGCAUCUAGAUUUAAUUGAAGAAUCUAAAGUUGACAUUUUGUAUCGUUCUAACGAGAUCUAUGUUACGUUUUUUUCAAUUGUAUUGUACGAAAUACAGCAAAUAAGUAUAUAUAAACGA